AUGGCAUCAUCCAGCAAAGCCUCGCGGAUAGGGGAGGAGACGCGCAUCGACAAGGUCAGCGCCGAGCUCGUGACGCUGACGUACGGCACCAUUGUUGUUCAGCUGUGCAAGGAUUACGACAAUGACUACGCCGAGGUCAACAAGCAGCUGGACAAGAUGGGGUACAACAUCGGCCUGCGACUGAUUGAGGACUAUCUGGCCAAGUCGAACACUAUGAAACGAUGUACGAGCUUUCGGGAGACGGCCGACAUGAUUGCGAGGGUCGGCUUCAAAAUCUUCCUGAAUGUUACACCGCAAGUGACGAACUGGACGAGCGACAAUAACCAGUUCUCUCUGGUCUUGGAUGAGAACCCUUUCGCCGACUUUGUGGAGUUGCCGGAUGAUGGACGGGCACAGGACGAGCUGUGGUACUCUAAUAUUUUGUGUGGAGUGCUAAGGGGCGCACUGGAGAUGGUGCAAAUGCAAGUCGAGGUUCACUUUACGAGCGACGUGCUCCGCGGCGACGACACGACGGAGAUGAGGGUGUCGUUGGUGCGGUACAUUGACGAUGAGCUGCCGCCGGAUGAUGACUGA
This is a messenger RNA of Geosmithia morbida, 573 nucleotides long. Its product is annotated as trafficking protein particle complex subunit 3. Gene Ontology annotation, biological process: intra-Golgi vesicle-mediated transport; endoplasmic reticulum to Golgi vesicle-mediated transport. The transcript is spliced from 3 exons. The coding region runs from base 1 to 573 and encodes 190 amino acids. NCBI's taxonomy places the organism in Eukaryota, Fungi, Ascomycota, Sordariomycetes, Hypocreales, Bionectriaceae. The record is from RefSeq and is a predicted model, not a curated record. Gene Ontology annotation, cellular component: cytosol; TRAPP complex; cis-Golgi network membrane.